AUGUCUGUAUCUAUUCAAAAUAGAACCAUAGAGUUUCAACAAUGUGUCACCACUUAUGAAAAGAUAAAUAGAAAACAACAACAUCAAAGCAAUGCCAGGAUAAAGUCACAAGCUCAAGACCAACCACACAAAAAGUCACAUUUCAGCCAGCAAGCAAGUAUCAUCGCCAAAGAUAUUUCACAUGUAACUGAACUCUUGAGUAAAUUGGCAAUAUUAGCCAAAAGAAAACCACUAUUUGAUGAUAAACCAAUAGAGAUCGGAGAGUUGACAUAUGUGAUUAAACAAGACAUUUUCAAGAUUGAGACCAGUAUUCAAAAUUUGCAAAAAUACAUGAAGGGUGAAUCAUCGAUAACAGUUGACUCUCAAACAAGCCAAUUUAGUAAAAAUGUUUUAACUUUGUUGAAUUCCAAAAUGAAGAAUGUUUCUGGUGAAUUCAAAAAUGUAUUGGAAAUAAGACAAAAGAAUGAAAUAAUGAACAAGAAUAGACAAGAAAAUUUCCUAUCGUCAGUAUCAAACAGUCGAAGAUUAAACAGUGCAUCACCUUUGAAUGUGGAUAGGGAUGAAUCCAAGACCAAUUCCUUGAGUAAUUUAAACGAGAACCCCUUUUUAUUAAGUGGUACAGCUCAAUCUCAGUCUCAGUCUUCAAACAACAAACUAUCAGAUGCCGAUCCAGACAUCAUGUCACCCUACGACAACGGACAGUUUCUAUCACUACCCGACCAACAACAGCAACAAAUGCUUUUAAUGGAGGAGCAAAAUUCAGGUCAACAGUAUUUGCAACUGAGAAAUAGGGCAGUUGAGAGUAUUGAAAGUACAAUUAAUGAAGUGGGUAACUUGUUUCAACAAUUGGCAACCAUGGUCAGUGAACAAGGAGAACAGAUUCAACGGAUUGAUGCUAAUGUUGAAGACAUUAAUUUGAAUAUAACCGGUGCGCAACGGGAAUUGUUAAAGUACUAUGCUCAUAUCACCAGUAACAGAUGGUUAUUCUUGAAAAUUUUCGGGGUAUUGAUUUAUAACAAGAGAAACAGCAUGUGGGGAUACUUUUUUGGAGGAAACUCCCAACAAAAGAAGGAAUUGCCAAAGAAGGCGAUUGUUGAAUUGCGUGAACACAUUUCAACAUUAAAUAAGAAAAAGAAUCACUUACAGCAACAAAUGGACGAUCAAGAUCAGCUUGCAAGAAAGUAUGUGUCGUCGAAACAAUCCACCCUAGCUAAGAAUGCAUUAAAGCGUAAAAAGGGGUAUGAAACGAAUUUGAUCAAAGUUGAAAACCAAAUAGAAACUUUAGAAACGCAAUUAGUAUCUAUUGAAGGAGCAAAUUUGAACUUAGAAACUAUGAAGGCAAUGAAACAAGGUGCUAAGGCAAUGAAACAAAUACAUGGCGAAUAUGAUGUCGACAAAGUGGAGGAUACAAUGGAUGAAAUAAGAGAACAAGUGGAGUUGGCUGAUGAGAUUUCCGAAGCUAUAUCCAGACCAGUAGGAAACGAGUAUGUUGAUGAAGAUGAACUAGAUCAAGAGUUGGCUGAGUUGGAGAAUGAGAACAAGGAAGCCGAGAAAGAGAAAGAAAAAGCCAAGCCACAGAAACAACCAGUACAGAAAGAAGAACAACUACCAUCUUUCCCAGCUGUUAACAAGGCCGAGCCAGUUUCGCAAGAUGAUGAAGAUGAAGCUGCCUUGAAAGCAUUACAGGAAGAAAUGGGAUUAUGA
Lodderomyces margitis is the source of this 1704-nucleotide messenger RNA. RefSeq names its product sed5. The record is from RefSeq and is a predicted model, not a curated record. The transcript is spliced from 2 exons. Gene Ontology annotation, cellular component: multivesicular body; ESCRT III complex; membrane. Gene Ontology annotation, biological process: vesicle budding from membrane; late endosome to vacuole transport via multivesicular body sorting pathway; intracellular protein transport. Lineage: Eukaryota; Fungi; Ascomycota; Pichiomycetes; Serinales; Debaryomycetaceae. Bases 1 to 1704 code for a protein of 567 amino acids. Gene Ontology annotation, molecular function: SNAP receptor activity.